Messenger RNA from Harpegnathos saltator (Jerdon's jumping ant), 2752 nucleotides. RefSeq names its product F-box/WD repeat-containing protein 9. Gene Ontology annotation, molecular function: protein binding. Bases 1278 to 2510 code for a protein of 410 amino acids. NCBI's taxonomy places the organism in Eukaryota, Metazoa, Arthropoda, Insecta, Hymenoptera, Formicidae. The record is from RefSeq and is a predicted model, not a curated record. The transcript has 6 exons.
CAUACAAUAAACGUGUAUUUUCUAUAGAAAAAUUCCGGUUUCAUAUAUUUACAUACCUGGUAAUUGCGAUGAGAUACUUCAGCAAUUUAACUGAUUAAGCAAGUCGAGAAAUGUCGCACACUUUUACAAUGUACAUGUGCAUUUAGAAAUUGUAGGUAUGUAUGUAGGUACCUAAUGGCAGAUAAGAAAAAAGAUAUUCUAAUGAGUAUGUUUCUAAUUUUUAUAUAGGUUUAUACGAAGAAACGAAUAUUGUUACUUAAUGAAUAAAAGCGGAUAUGUACAAUUGUAUCAUAAAUAUUCUAAUAUAAUUAAUUGUGAGAUAGAGUAAACUGUCAGGAGGGAAGAAAAGUAUAUUUUUAACGUAGAUAUAUUUUUAUUACUUAUAUAAAUCGCGCAAUAAAUUCUUGGCAUAUUUAUUAUUAUUGCUUAACGUUGAAAUCAUUUUAACAAAUACACCCAGAGCGUAACAACUGUUAUUUUCGAAUAAAAUAGUUUACGUAAUCUUGUGGAUUUUAUUUACACCGUCGGAACCAUUCUCAGCCGCAACGCGCAACGUUUCAGCAGUCCGGCGAUCCACUGUGUCAAGUUUCAUAAAUAUUCCCGCGAAGGUCAAAACAUCUUUAGCGCCACCAUCGAAACACUUUGCCAGUCGCUCGAAGUGACAGUUCACAAUCGAAGCGGUGCCACACCGAGAGCUACGCUUCUUCGCGCGCAUGCGCCUUCGCAGUGCGAUCGCAAUGAAGUAUCAAAUUGCCACGGAAGAGGGAUGCCUGUAGGCCCUCAGUUUAGUCUCGGUUAAAACACGCGAAUUGUUUCGCACGCCUGUAUGCUUGUCUCCUCGCGACUCCCUUUGGGAGACAUCUCUACUUGUAUUUCAGCAAGCAACGUCAAUAAAUCAAUAUUUACCGAUUCGUCUUGGUGCUCGCUUAUCCGCCUACCUAACCUUAUCCGGCCUGACAAUUGUCAAAGUGUCCGCGGCAGGACGCACAUGCAGCGCGUACGUCGCUGGUUUCUCGCUAUCGCUGUCGUGCACGCACGAGAGAAAAAGCGUCUCUGCUGACAGACUGAACUGUAUAAGGCGCUCGGCGGUGUGUGAUACCCGUCGCCGUUUAAUAAAUACGACCCGAUCGCGACGCGGGAUAAAAUCCGUGGUGUUGUGACGCGCGCUAGUACAGCAGCACACGGCGGCUUGCGUUUCGUCGGUUCCUGCGGCGUCAGCUUCGAGCAGAUCGAAUGAGAAUUAUCAGAUUCGACGAUCGUGCACCGUGCGAGGAAAAAUGUGCGACAAGAACAACGCGAGCUGCGCGCGCGACGGCAAAACGGAUGCACGAGUGUCACUGUUGGAUCUCCCGAUCGAGAUAUUCCUGCAUAUAUGCUCCUUCUUAGAGGCGUCGACUUUAGCAUACACUUUGAGCCCAGUAUGCAAACAGUUCUACCUGAUUUUAAGGGAUGACUCAUUGUGGAAGGCGCGAGUUAACCGUAUGUGGACGGAUGCUAGCUACCCGGUCCUGCGUCUCGCAAAGGACAACAAUUUGUUUUGGAGACUGGCAUGCGUUGCACUCGAAAAACAGAUGAAAUUAUGGAGACAUCAAGAUUCUAUGGAAAAACUGUUGCUCACAGAUGUACAGUACAGUACUAUAGAUGCUCUGUUGUUGAUGCACGGUGGAACAACCUGUAUAUCCGGUGCAAGGGAUCGCUCCCUAGUUUAUUGGAAACUUCCCACGCAGGAGUACGAAAGUGAGAAGGCUGCUUGCAUAGAACAAGCGCAUAAUGGAUGGAUCUGGGACCUGACGGCGAUAGACAACACCAUUUACAGUUGCAGUUGGGACCACACUAUCAAGUCGUGGUUGCUCACCAACACUGGCCUCGUUCAUCUCAAGACUUACGAGACGGGAGGUUCGGAUGCGCUGCUGUGUGUAUCAUCUUGCGCAGAGCAGGAGGUCUUUGCCGCCGGUUCGUACAGCAGCACCGUGUUCGUGUUCGACUCGAGAUCGGGACACAAGCCGAUCGUGGAGUAUCAUCCGCAUUCCAGGGCGGUGAUUAAGCUGGCCAUGAAUUCGUCGUACAUCUUGUCCGCCAGCGAAGACAAGAAAGUCACUAUUUGGGAUCAGAGAGCAAGGCAGAUGCUCAGAUGCGUCAAUAUCUCGAAGAACGCGUUCCCCAUGUGCAUGAGCAUGCACCGAGAUUGGGUUUACGUCGGCGACAGCGCCGCGGAAUUGCACGUGCUGAAUCCGAAGAAAGACUUUGCAAUAGCCAAAUCGUACGUCACCGGACACAAGAAAGGGAUCACAGGAGUGCAUCAGACGCGCGGGUGUCUGAUAACGAGUUCGACCGACGGAACGGUCAGAAUUUCGAGCCCCACGGAUCCUCCGAAGUGUCUCGCUACGUUGACUUUUCGCUUCGGAGAAGUCGCCAGUAUGGACUACUUGAAUAGCGUUCUUGCGAUAUCCGGUACGGACGGGAUCGAGAUAUGGCGGCCGAAAUCGAUGUGUUCAAACCAAGAUCAAUAAGCAGAGAAUUUCUAUAGAUACUUACAUUGCUUUGAUACAUAAUAUAUUUUUAGUCUUUAUCAUAUUACACACACACACACACACACACACAUACAUACACACACACACACACACACACACACACACCGCACAAUGCGCGCUGCUCUAAUGUAUAAUAUAAUUUGUGUCGUUUCGAAAUUAUAAAUAGCUAUCACUUUGUUGAUAAUUCGUAUCAUAAUUUAAUAAAGGCUUCACUAACACUC